This is a messenger RNA of Colletotrichum costaricense, 636 nucleotides long. RefSeq lists its product as uncharacterized. The transcript has 5 exons. The record is from RefSeq and is a predicted model, not a curated record. Bases 1 to 636 code for a protein of 211 amino acids. Lineage: Eukaryota; Fungi; Ascomycota; Sordariomycetes; Glomerellales; Glomerellaceae.
AUGACUUGCCAUGCCGGCCUUUGGGCCUUCUCACGGGUCACCUGUACAACCAACUUCCAUACCAUUCCCAAGAGAGGGUUCGUCGCGAAGAGUAGCAAGACAAACGCGCCGACGCCAGUUUGUGUAGUUGGAAGAGCUAGCCCGACAUCGAUAUCAUUUGACUUUCUCAACGUCAAUGCAGUGAGUGAGGGCGCAGCAAAGUCAGAGACGGAGCGUCCCGCGCUCGAGGAGCGAAAGCGGUCGUGGACCAAGCCACGAAUAAGAUGGUUUACAGCCAGUGAGAAUCGAUGUCCUCUCAGAGACCAGACUGAGAGUGCGGCUGGACAAGAUUACCGCACCUCUCAAAUGAUGGCCACGCGUUCGUCUCCAGAGUCUGAUGGGUGCGAAGGAAAUGACGCGGGUACGGUGCAAGCCUUGUUAGCGCCCUGGUUUCCUGGUAGGAGAACAGUCUAUUUGAUGACGCCUAGACCGUCUGGUGGUAGAAGAGCAGCAGACUCGACGUUGCAGUAUUGGCGCGCCUCGGCUGCGCUAGGGAACGGCAAAAGACAAACUCUCAAGGUUCCGCCUGCAAACUAUAGAGAGCUUCUGAGGCUAACGCCGGUUGCCCCUCACCGUUGUGAGGUUAGGGUAAUUUGA